Mesocricetus auratus (golden hamster) is the source of this 4891-nucleotide messenger RNA. RefSeq names its product matrix metallopeptidase 25 (gene Mmp25). Gene Ontology annotation, molecular function: zinc ion binding; metalloendopeptidase activity. Gene Ontology annotation, biological process: proteolysis; collagen catabolic process; extracellular matrix organization. The record is from RefSeq and is a predicted model, not a curated record. Lineage: Eukaryota; Metazoa; Chordata; Mammalia; Rodentia; Cricetidae. Gene Ontology annotation, cellular component: extracellular matrix.
UCCCCUUCGUGCUGGACAUUGGAAGAUUGGACUGCUUUCCCCGCCGCGCCCUUAACGCUCAUCGCCGUGAGCUCCGCCCCAUCAAGGCUUCCACUUGCAGGCGGGGCAGUUGGCGCAGCGCCCAGGCACGGACAGCACCUGGGGGACCGAGGGACAGGAGAGACUCCCGUAGUGGACUUCUUUACCGGACCUCUGUCCCCUCCUGCGCCUUCUCCACGCUCCCAGGACCCCAGCCCCACCUCUACCCUCGGCUAUUGCCGCUCAGCCCCUGCUGUGCCUGCUAGGCUCCCGGAUCUCCCCUGCUCAUCUCUACUACCCUGUGUGGGCUCUCUGGAUCCUCACCGGGUCCCUGUCCUCCUCCAGACCCCCAGGGCGGACGGAGUCAGGGCCCCUUCGAGUGUCCCCGAGGUCCAGGCUGAAAGCGCCAUGAGGCUGCAGGCGCUCGGUAUCUGGUUACUUGGUCUUCUGCUGGUUAUUCUGCUGCAGCCUGUGCGCGCUCCGAUUUCCAGGGCGCAGGACGAGAGCCUGGGCGUGGACUGGCUGACUCGCUAUGGCUACCUGCCUCCGGCGGACCCUUCCCAAGCCCAGCUGCAAAGCCUUGAGAAGCUGCAGGAUGCGAUCAAAGUCAUGCAGAGAUUUGCUGGGCUGCCUGAGACAGGCAGAAUGGACCCGAUAACAAUAGCCACCAUGCACAAGCCCCGCUGCUCCCUGCCUGAUAUCCUAGGGGCUGCUGGGCUGGUCAGGCGCCGUCGCCGCUAUGCUCUGAGUGGCAGUGUGUGGGAGAAGCGCACCCUGACGUGGAGUAUCCAGUCCUUCUCUCAGAACUCCCAGUUGAGCCAGUCGACCGUGAGGACCCUCAUGAGCUAUGCCCUGGCUGUCUGGGCUGUUGAGUCCGGCCUUACUUUCCAGGAGGUGGAUUCUCAGAAUCAGGAGCCCGACAUCCUUAUCCACUUUUCCCGGGGCUACCACCAGGACAGCUACCCCUUUGAUGGACCCGGUGGUACCCUGGCUCAUGCCUUCUUCCCUGGGGAGCACCCCAUCUCUGGAGACACUCACUUCGAUGAUGAGGAGACCUGGACUUUUGGGUCAAAAGAUGGUGAAGGAACGGACCUAUUUGCAGUAGCAGUUCAUGAGUUUGGCCACGCCCUUGGCCUCGGCCACUCUUCUGCUCCCAACUCCAUUAUGAGGCCCUUCUACCAGGGCCCAGUGGGAGACCCUGACAAAUACCGCUUGUCCCAAGAUGACCGUGACGGAUUGCAGCAGCUCUAUGGGAAAACAUCCCACAGCCCGUAUGACAAGCCCACAAGGAAACCCUUGGCUUCACCUCCACAGCCUCCACCCUUGCCCCCUGACAGCCCCUCCACACCUGUGCCUGACCGCUGUGAGGGCAAUUUUGAUGCUAUUGCCAACAUCCGAGGGGAGACCUUCUUCUUCAAAGGCCCUUGGUUCUGGCGCCUCCAACCCUCAGGACAGCUGGUAUCGCCCCGUCCAGCUAGGCUGCACCGGUUUUGGGAGGGGCUGCCCACUCAUGUGAGGGUCAUCCAGGCUGCCUAUGCCCGGCCCAGAGAUGGCCGAAUCAUCCUUUUCAGCGGUCCCUGGUUCUGGGUGUUCCAGGACAGACAGCUGGAGGGCAAAGCCCGGCCAUUGGUAGAGUUUGGGCUUCCCCCGGGAGAAGAAGUGGAUGCUGUGUUCUCCUGGCCUCUCAAUGGCAAGACGUACCUGAUCCGAGGCUAUCGAUACUGGCGGUAUGACGAGGAGGCUGCCCGCCCAGACCCUGGCUACCCACGUGUCUUAAGUCUCUGGGAGGGGGCGCCCUCCGCCCCAGACGAUGUCACCAUCAGCAAUACAGGUGACACCUACUUUUUCAAGGGCACCCAUUUCUGGCGCUUUGCGAAGGGCAGUGUCAAAUCUGAGUCGGAUUCUCCCCAGCACAUGGGGCCCAAGUGGCUGGACUGCCCCGCCCCCAGCUCUGACCCUCAAGUCCCCAACUCCCCCAAAACCGGAACCUGUGAUUGUCAUUGCGAGCUCAAUCAAGCCUCAAGACAACUGUUGGCGACCCUCCUGCUACCCCUCCUGCCAUUUCUGGCUGGAGCUGUCUUUUCUUGCUGAAACCUGAUCCUUCCUAGGGGAUCAGCUCCCUACACCGAAGGGAGCCCCGUAGUCUCCCGCAAGUGGACCUAAUGUAGUCGUGAGAGGCUGCGGAGCCUCUCUCUGUUCCCACAGGGACUCAGGUGCGCAGAGCCCUGCGAAUUCCUAGCAGAAGCCGGCUGACACUUCAAGGGUCCCCGAGCCUGCUUGUUGUUAGGGCACAGGAGCUGUGGCCACAGUCAGGGCUACCACCAGGGGGCGCUAUGCCACCUCCGUCUCCAUCGUCAAGAAUGGCGCCUUGCCGCGGCCACUGCUGGAGCUAGGAAUCCCCACACACAGUGCUCUACCUUAUCCCGUUGCUCCUCAGAAGGAAGUGAAACCACGCAUGCUUGAGGCUGUGUGCUGCCUUCUGCUGUGCUGACUUGCUUUCUGGGAAUCUGGAUUUCUGAUUCUCUACAACUGGUCCUCCUGGUGACAGUGGGACAGUGACUGUACUCUGACUUGAUGGUUAAAUAGGACCAGGACAUUGAACUCCAGUGCCUCCUGUAGCGGCUGAAUGUGUUCCAGAGCCUUCUUACCAUGUUGUUCUCCAUGUCCCUUUGCUGUCACAGGGUGGGGACAAAGACCAAGCUACCUCACCGAGAGCAUGCUUCUAAUGCCGGUUAACAUCAGUGUUGACAUGGGUCACCCUCAUCCCAGAACACAACCUGGCGUGGUGGGGGGUGUCACCCUGAAUUCAGGAUUGGGCCAUGCUGCUGGGAAGACAUGCAUAGGGCCUUCUCAGAGAGGCUGUCGCUGCUACAGCCUCCUCAUUGCCCCUCUUCUCACAUUUUAGUUUCAGUUGUGCCUGGGAGUACAGGAGCCUGAGGGAGCCAGAGGUGUUGGAUCCUCUUGGAGCUGGAGUGGUUGUGAGCCUUGGGUCACGACUGAAGAACUCAGGUCCUCUACAGGAAUAGCAUGAGCUUUAACCUCUGAGUCAUCAUGGCUCCAGCUCCUGCCCCUGUCCCCAGGUGCCCAAUGACACAGGCAGCUUCCUUCAACCAACCCACUGUCCCCAGAGAUUCAGGACCUGGGUCGUUGGUUCUAGAGAUUAUUCCUCAUCAGAUUCAUUUUGUGGGGAUUUAUCUUUUCAAGAUGGUUUCUCUACGUAGCCCUGGCUGUCCUAGAACUCACCCUGUAGAUCUGCUUGCUUCUGCCUUCUGAGUUCUGGGAUUAAAGGGGUGUGCCAGCACCAUCUCAUGUGAAUUUAAGAAUGCAGAUCAUUCCCUCAGCCUGAAUCCUCCUUCUGGGGAUGGGGUCAGGAAUCUGCAUUUUAAUAAGUAAGGGGCUCGGGUGAGCCCUGAAGGACUGGACCCUGGUCUUCUCAUAGUGCUGCCUUCUCUCCCAGGGACUGUCUCUUUUUGUAUUCUCUACAAGGUCAGGCUGUGGAGUCAUCUAUGUCUCCCUCAGAUUCCUUUCCAAGUAAGAAUGUGCCAGAUUUCAUGGAAAUCUCUCCAUUCUUGUUUUCUUGAGGUAGUGAAUUCAGUCAAGAAGCAUAGACAGUUUGAUUUGUUUAUUAAGACAAAAGAACCAAGCUAGCAAACCAGGUGUUGGUGUUGCACACCUUUAGUCCCAGCACCUGGGGAGGCAGGUGGAUCUCUGUGAACUCAAGGCAAGGCUGAUCUACAAAGCAAGUUCCAGGACAGCCUCCAAAGCAAGCUAGCAAGCAAAGCACUCUGAAGAGAUUGAGUGGGGUACCCUAAGUGGGAAGCAGCCUAAUGGAGUAGACCAGUGAGUGUUUUUUAUAUUAUUAUGAAUAUUUAUGAGGCAGGCGGAAUAUUUAUUGGAUAAUGUGAUUCUUUCCCCAUCUCAAAUAUGGUAAACCAGAUAGUCCUGGUAGGGUAAUUCCAUCGUAAGCUCCCCAAAAGAAAUCGUGUCAGGGGCUGGAGAGAUGGCUCAGAGGUUAAGAGCACUGGCUGCUCUUCCAGAGGUCCUGAGUUCAAUUCCCAGCAACCACAUGGUGGCUCACAACCAUCUGCAAUUCAAUCUGGUGCCCUCUUCUGGCAUGUAGACAGAACACUGUAUAUGUAAUAAAUAAAUAAAUCUUUAAAAAAAAAAAAAGAAAUCGUGUCAGAAGGAUUCAGAGCUUUUGUUAGUGCAGAUAUAUAGGUUGAGUAUCCUAGUGGUUUGGUUUCUGAUACUAUGAGGACAAAGUGACUGCACCUUCAAGGAUGUGCAACCAAGAGGAGCAGUCUGACCAUUAGGAGACAGCUACCAAAAAUGCAACUGUAGCUUUUUUUUUCCUUUGGUUUUUCGAGACAGGGUUUCUCUGUAUUGUUUUGGAGGCUAUCGGCCCGGCCCAGCCUCGAACUCACAGAGAUCCGCCUGCCUCUGCCUCCCGAGUGCUGGGAUUAAAGGCGUGGGCCACCAACGCCCGGCUGUAUGUCCUACUCUUUGUCUGUCUGUCUGGCAGUGACCUGGUACAAGGCAUCUCCCUUUCUUUCUCCCUCCUCUUAUCUCCUCUCUCACAAACCUAGAUUCCUCCCCCUACUUAAUCUGUAGCAUGAUAUAUAAUAGACCCAGAGACUGAUAUUGGGGUUCAAGCUAAAGAUCAGAAAAGCAAGGUAGCCGGUCACCAGCCCUCACCUCUACCUCAGAUGGAAAGGAGAUCCUGGCUCCACCAAACCUCAGACUGUAACCCCAGACUGCCAUGCCCUGCUCAGUGCGGCUGCACAAUCCUGAUACUGACAACGGAAGACCCUGCUCCUAUCUUUUAUAUCUCGCUAGUGCUGGGAUUAAAGGCAUGAGAUCUGUUGCUCUUUUA